Messenger RNA from Fusarium sp. VM40, 1059 nucleotides. The record is from the annotation of a GenBank genome assembly. Lineage: Eukaryota; Fungi; Ascomycota; Sordariomycetes; Hypocreales; Nectriaceae.
AUGAAAACUUCAGCUUUCCGAAUCGCUCAAGGAGCUGCUGCAGGCCUUCAAAGGCGAGCAUACUCACAGGCCGCGACCCCGAGGCAUCUCAUGACUAUUGCUGACCUCACUCCUACUGAGUUCGCCAAUCUUGUUCGUGAUGCCAACACUCGAAAAAUGGCUGUUAAGGGUGGUGCUCCUGCAAGCUAUCUCAAUGCUGGUCUUGCUGGCAAGACCGUUGCUAUGAUGUUCAGCAAGCGUAGUACUCGUACUCGAGUAUCUACUGAAGCUGCUGUCACGAUGCUUGGUGGUCAUCCUAUGUUCCUUGGCAAGGAUGAUAUUCAGCUGGGUGUGAACGAGUCCCUUUAUGACACUUCCAAGGUUAUCUCAUCCAUGACCUCUUGCAUGGUCGCCCGAGUUGGACCUCACUCUGACGUCGCUACUCUUGCUGAGCACUCGAGCGUCCCUGUUAUCAAUGCUCUAUCUGAUGAUUUCCAUCCUCUGCAAACCAUCGCCGACUUCCUCACGCUUCACGAGACUUUUCCCUCAACCAGUGCCAAGGGAGCUACCCUAGGCCUCAAUGGCCUCAAGGUUGCCUGGGUUGGUGAUGCUAACAAUGUUCUCUUUGAUCUGGCAAUCGGUUGUAUCAAGAUGGGUGUUGACAUCUCGGUCGCUGCUCCUAAGGGGUACGAGAUCCCUGACGCUAUGAGGCAACUCAUCACCUCCGCUGCCGAUGGUGUUUCUUCUCCCGGCAAGCUGGUCGAGACCAAUGUACCGGAGGAGGCGGUGAAGGAUGCCAACGUCCUGGUGACAGACACAUGGGUUUCCAUGGGCCAGGAAGCUGAUACCCAGAAGCGAAUUAAGGACUUCGCUGGCUUCCAGAUCAACAAUGAUCUUGCUAAGCGAGGAGGUGCUAAGGCGGACUGGAAGUUCAUGCACUGUCUUCCUCGACACCCUGAGGAGGUCGCUGACGAGGUCUUUUACAGCCCUCGAUCGCUGGUGUUCCCCGAAGCCGAGAACCGCCUAUGGGCUGCUCUUUCCGCCCUUGAGGGCUUUGUCGUGAAUAAGGGUAACUUCUAA